AUGAAGUCUCCCAAGCAAUCGGCAAUGAAGUCUCCGAUGAAAUCCUCAACGGCCGAUACCGAGCUUUCCUUUUCUCAACCACUACCGCCAAUGCCCGAGUCGCCUUCUGAAUCUUCAGCAUUGGGUGAGAAAAUGUGGUUUGAGGAAUCUCCAACAAAGACCAAAGCCUUGAAAACCACUUUUGACGAACCACCCACCACAUCACCCAAAGCAUCGAAAGCACCAAAAGUGUCACCGAGAACACCUACCGAAGCGACGAAAGAAGAAAUAGAAACCCAAUUGGGGAUCUCACACGUGCGAAAUUGGAAGAAGCUUUGGACAAGGCCAAAAAAAAAAAGCUAUCUUAAUCUCAAAGAGAAGCAGCGCCAAUUGAUUGCAGUCCAUGAAUAA
Messenger RNA from Cylindrotheca closterium, 390 nucleotides. The record is from the annotation of a GenBank genome assembly. NCBI's taxonomy places the organism in Eukaryota, Bacillariophyta, Bacillariophyceae, Bacillariales, Bacillariaceae.